This is a messenger RNA of Metarhizium acridum CQMa 102, 1686 nucleotides long. RefSeq names its product tRNA splicing endonuclease subunit sen2. Gene Ontology annotation, molecular function: nucleic acid binding; tRNA-intron lyase activity. The record is from RefSeq and is a predicted model, not a curated record. Gene Ontology annotation, biological process: tRNA-type intron splice site recognition and cleavage; tRNA splicing, via endonucleolytic cleavage and ligation. Gene Ontology annotation, cellular component: tRNA-intron endonuclease complex. Lineage: Eukaryota; Fungi; Ascomycota; Sordariomycetes; Hypocreales; Clavicipitaceae.
AUGGCUGAGAUUCAACAACCCCCCAAAGAAGAUGGCCAAGUGACGGCCUCUCCGGCGCAGGCCAGCACCAAAAGCGCAGACUCUCGAAAACGGGGUCCCUCUGUCCAUCAGAUAUAUGCUCUCCCUGCCCCGAUUCGGACAUUUCCUCUCCCAGCCUUCUACCCCAAUAAUCCCUUAUCAUUCUUCGCCGUUGCCUAUGCAUGGCUUCGGCAGGUGUUCGCCCCACCUCCUGCUGAGCCGACAGCCGUCCACCAAGGUGUUUGGUCCAAGAAAACCUUCUCCGUCCAUGUCACUGAUGAAAAAUCGAUGAGAGCCCUGUGGGAGCAAGGAUUUUACGGCAAGGGCAGCUUAAGUCGUAGUGAGCCAAAUUGGUUGAAGCGGGAGCAAGUCCGUAGAGGGAUGCAAAAAACACAUGUCAGUGAGAUCUUGACUGUGCAAAGGCGAGAAGAGCGAGCCCAAGCCAAAUGGGAGAGAGCAAGACUGGAACAGGAGUCCAUACGGCAGACGCGGUUGAAGGAGGCCCAACAAGCCGAAGCUGACAGCCAGUCCAAGACGGCAACAUUGCUGCCGUCCCCGUCCCCCGUCGCUUUUGCUGCACCUACUGGCCCUCUAGAGCUGCUCUCUCUCCCCAAUUCAGCUGCGGAAGCCUCCAAAAAGCCCGAGCUUGUUAGUGACACAGUUAUUGCCGUCCGAGCCGCAAUGGAGGCAGUGAUGAUACCGUUGCCAGUGGAUAUUGCACCGCCAAGCAUUCUUGAGACGGGCAAUGGCAUUGUUGACACUAAUGUUGUCAGUACGGCGUCGUUUGUAGCCGGCAGUCCUCAAGUGAGGGGUCAGUCAAGUGGCAUUGGUGUCAUUGAGACACCACACCCACCAGCGUCCGAAACAUCGAGUGACUCUGCAGAGGACAAGACGUUGAAACGCCAAAAGAGUGUCCGCUUCUCACCCAAAGUGGAAUCGACUACAUUUAACUUGGCAGACCCGCCCAGCCCGCAUCACUCCCUCAAUGGCAAAGGCAAGCGGCUGUUGAAUGGAGCGCUCAAUGGCCCUGGCACGGCAGAGGAAGCCAAGAAGCUAUCUGCAGAAGAGUCGGAGGACGUCAUUGUAAACAGAGAACACCUCCAGCUGAUGCCUGAGGAAGCUUUUUUUCUCACAUUUGGUUUCGGAGCACUCUCUGUCACUGACCCAGCGUCCGGCAAAAGCCUCACAGCCAAGGAAAUGCUCACCCUGUUCCGACAAUAUUCAUACUUUCCUCCUCGGACUGGCGGCCCUGACGAGUCGGACCUAGGGCCGGACGACGGCUUCCUGGUGCACUACGCGGUGUAUCAUCACUUCCGAUCCCUUGGCUGGGUGCCGCGAGCGGGCAUAAAAUUUGGCGUCGAUUGGCUUCUGUACACCAGAGGACCAGUAUUUGACCACGCAGAAUUCGGACUCAUCAUCGUGCCGUCCUACUCUGACGCCUGGUGGAAGGAUAGGGGGAAGCAGGGACCGCAAAAGACAUGGGCCUGGCUGCACAGCGUUAUCCGCGUGUUAUCUCAUGUCAUCAAGAGUCUUGUACUAGUGUACGUGGACAUCCCGCCGCCGCCCAAGUUUGAUGCGGCGCUGGAGACGGGGUUCGCAGAGGCGUUACACCUGUACAGGGUACGGGAGGUGAUGGUGAAGCGCUGGUCGAGCAAUCGCAACCGGUAG